This is a messenger RNA of Nematocida minor, 2577 nucleotides long. RefSeq lists its product as uncharacterized. NCBI's taxonomy places the organism in Eukaryota, Fungi, Microsporidia. Bases 1 to 2577 code for a protein of 858 amino acids. The transcript has a single exon. The record is from RefSeq and is a predicted model, not a curated record.
AUGAAAAGUCAGGAGCUAGGAAGGUUUUUGAGUGUGGGUGCAGCUCUUCUUCUCUUUAUCACAGACUGCCAAGGAAGCAGCGAUGUUUUUAAAAGCCAGAUUGUCAGUUCUGUGCCAUCUGCAGGCAAGAAGAGAAAAGAGAAAGAAAUAAGCAGAUCAACGAAUCCGUGUGUGCCCAAGUCCUCAUCAAAGAGCAAGAAGCGCAAGGAAGAAGACAGCGAUGACAGUGCGGUAACAAGAAAUGCUAGGCUGAUCCAGAGCGAUGAAGUGUUACUGAGGGCCAAGAAGCAGAAAAAUAAGCUGGAGCUAAAAUGCCUAGACAUCGAGCUGUGGAAUGGGAGAAGGUUGAGCAACUCAAGGAGGAAGAAGUACAAGACAUACCACAAGACAAUAUAUACCUACGAUGUUUUGCACGAAAGCCCAGAAGAGGAGGUAAAGUGCGAGUCCUAUCAAAAAUGCCUCAGAGAAGACGUUAAAGAGUUUUCCACAAUAAUUGCGCCCCUGAUAAGACAAAACACCCUCCUGUACUUCAUUGCAAGCAGAACCACAAACGUGCACACAAAGUACAAAGACCUCUGGGGCCUGCAGAGCUGGUUUGACAGUGCAGAUAGCCCAGAAGAUGAGAACAGUGAGUAUAGAAACAUAGUGGAGGGCUUCAAAGGAUACUACCCGGGCAUAUUCAAAGACCUGAUGGCAUAUGUGAGAAAGCACAAGCCAAUGCACACUCUUAAACUCGACCCUUUGACUGUGUGGAGGGAGAGCCUGGGCGAUGUUCACAUGCGAGAGUGUCUUAGCCUAAACUACUCCAUGCUAGCCGAGCAGAAAAAGAUCAAAGACUUUGACAAGAAGUACUCUUCUUUGGCGUAUGCUGUGAGCAUGAUUAUAAUGCUCCCUGAGGUGUACGAAGACUUUUCUAGCAUUAGUGAAGAGUUCAUAGCGAAUACCUAUGCCACAGAGGGAGCAAGUGAAAAUAGCAAGAAAAAAGACCAUCGAAUUGCAGCAGCCAUGCACACGAUAGUGCAAAAGCAUGCAGCAGAGGACGUGGAUGAGAGCGCGUACGAAGAUCUCUACAAUCUCCUUGAAAAGAUAUAUGGCGAAGAAAAAAUGAAAAAGUUCACAAUAGUUGAGCUCUACAGGAAUAUGUACGUAUCUCUUGCGAACUUCUACAAAAAAGUAGCAGUGGUGGAUGAAAAUAAGCAUGUUCUCGUGGGGAAGUGCAUCAUCACAAACCAAAGGUACAUGAAAUGCGAAAUGUCGCUCGGGUCAUCUUUGGAGACUCCUGAUGAAAGUAAAGUAAAGCUUGCAUAUUCGCUUGUGUACAACAGGUGGGACAUUGCACCUGCUACAAAAAAACACUACCACGUGUACUACAUAGACAGCACUGUAACCCAGCCCAAAGUGCUGUGCAUGCCCGUAUAUAAAGAUGCGAGCGGUAGAGAGCACUACUUGCACACGCUUGAUGGGAUAAUAAGCCAUAUCAAGGAGCUGUAUAAGAUGGAAACACUGCUGGGCGAUGUGCAUCCGUACAAGAUGGACAAAAAAACCAAAAAGUGGUCGUACAUAAAGAAAGAGGAGAGAGGCAGGACAAUCAAAGACCUAGAGGAGUAUGAGGUGGUGUUCUACCACAUUGAAGAAGAUUUAAAAACCACAAAGUUUGUUUUUGCAGAGCUCAGGCCUUUAACACCGCACGAUUACGACAGCGUGUGCAUACCGCUCCUUCUCAGCUCCCUGAUGCGGUCUGCGGUGGAGCUGGGGCCCUUUAUCAGAAUGGACGAGCAUAGCGAGCUAGACUCCAUAGAGUUUGAAAAUAAGCAGCCAGAUGUGUACGCAUACGACACAAAGUACAUAGACGCCGAAUACUCAGCUGUAUACAAAUACUACAGCAAUUUGUACAUACUCCCAGAAGAAGAAAUGAAGGAAGGUAUGGACUGCUAUACGAUGGGCUGCAAGAUAGACGACCAGGACAAGAACAACAUCACAGCUGAGUGGUACGUAAGAAUGCCCGAGAGCGUGGAUGAGUACACACACUGCAUACCCGACGAGGCUUUCAAUGAAAAAGAAAACUCAAAAAAGCUAGUGAGACUUAUUGAUGUGCUGGAGUCAAGAGAGCACUGCCAGGGCAGCAAGCUGCAGGGCAUCUGGCUGCACAGCGACCAAGAGGAAAGCGAGAUAGUAGACCAGAGACAGAGGAUAUUCAACUGGCUGGAGAAGGGCCAGGGGAAAACAAGUAGAAUCACGAAAAGUCUGGAGAACAUUAAGCUGGAGAUUAGCAAAGCAGAAGAGAAGCUGGAGGAUCUGAAAAAACAGAGAGAAGCCCUAGAAAAUUCAAACGAUGACAUAAAGAAGAUAAAAAUGGAGAAGAACAUAAUAGGAUGUAAGAAAUUCAGGGCAAAAAGCAACAUAAAAAAGUUGUACAAAGCGGUGUAUGCAAAACUGUCCAAGAAGCCCAACCGCCAGGCAGAGUUUAUAGUGUUUCGGAAUGUAGACGACAGAAACUCCAACCUCGGCCUGCACAACGAGAUUCUUGACGCUUUCAUCUCUUUCUACAAGCGCCAGAAGCCCUGGAAAGGCAAAUAA